AUUUAUUUCAUUUAAUUUAAGUACUAAAUUAAACAAAAUAAAAUAUAUAAUGCCAUAAUUGUGAUGUUUCAAAGUGAGUUUAUAUUCAUUAAUCCUCAUGUUAUAUAAUUGAACAGUCAAUUAUUUGGGGGUAUUUUAAGAAAAAAAAAAAAGGAAAAUCCUAAACGAUUGGCUAGAUUUUUCAGAUAUAAUUAAACAGUAGAUUAUUUGGCGGUAAAUUUUCAAAAAAGGAAAAGGGUAAAUAACACUUAUCCCCUAUAUUUUGAACUUUAUGCACAAGACCCCUUGUACUUUCAAUAUAGCACAUAUUAAAAAGUUCAAGGGGCCAUGUGUAAAAAGUAUAAACUACAGGGGGCUAAGUGCUAUUUUCUCAAAGAUAAAAUUUGGUGGUACACUUCUUCUUCUUCUUCCCGAGCCGAGGCUCCGUACACUGUCAAAUAAAUGGAUAAUAAAAUUAAAUUACCAGUCGCACUGAGACUGUUUCCACUAAUUAUUUGCAAAAGCCAAUCAAAAAGCUUCUGCCUUUUUUUUUUUUUAAGAAAAAAAUUUGAAUAAACAAGCCACUACUUGCUUGUGAUUUUGUUUCUGUGUACGAUUUGGGUACCGAUCAGCAAAAAAAAUAAAAUAAUAAUAAAUAAAAAUACCCACGAUGGCAACCCAGUCAAUUCAACCCGCGUUUGCUGCUUCUUAUGUCUUUCGAGAUUCCUACAACCCCUUUUUCUUGUUCGAUUCGUCGUUGUUCGAGGCUGGAGCAAAGUGGUGGAAAUGAUCGACAAUCAUGGAAAAACGGAGCUUCUUCCACCGACGAUACUCGCGUGCUUCUGUUUGGUCUCGUCUUUGUUGCUUGCUUGUGCAAACGGCCAAAAAACGCAUCCAGUCGAAGUGAAUGCGUUGUUAUCCGUUAAGAAAAGUUUGAUCGAUCAACAUAAAUAUCUAAACGACUGGAAGAAAGGGAGGGAUCCAUGCAAUGCAAACUGGACCGGAAUUAUCUGCUACAAUACAACUCUCGACGAUGGCUACUUCCAUAUUAGAGAACUGUUGUUGUUAAAUAUGAAUCUAUCGGGAAGUUUAUCUCCAGAACUCGGCCGUUUAUCUUAUGUGAAGAUACUGGACUUUAUGUGGAACAAAAUCACCGGGACUAUACCGAAGGAGAUAGGCAAAAUUACAACCUUGGAACUGCUGCUUUUAAGCGGAAACCAACUAACUGGUUCGUUACCCGAUGAACUCGGUUAUCUUUCCAGCUUGGACAGGAUACAAAUCGACCAGAAUCAAAUAUCUGGACGGAUACCAAUCUCCUUUGCUAACUUGACCAAAGCAAAACAUAUCCACAUGAACAAUAAUUCACUUAGUGGACAAAUACCACCGGAGCUAUCUCGACUUCCGAUUCUUGUUCAUCUGCUGCUCGAUAAUAACAAUUUAUCAGGAUAUCUUCCACCGGAGCUAUCCGAACUACCAAAUCUACUAAUAUUUCAACUUGAUAAUAAUCACUUUAGCGGGAGCACAAUACCCUCUUCGUAUGGAAAUAUGCCCCAAUUGUUAAAAUUGAGUCUAAGGAACUGCAGUUUGGUGGGUCCGGUUCCAAAUUGGAGCAAUUUGACUAAUAUUGCUUAUAUAGAUUUGAGCCUCAACGAGCUUAGUGGAUUCGUACCAACAGGUGCACUUUCUGAAAAUAUCACAACUAUUGAUCUCUCUAACAACAAUCUGAACGGGACUAUUCCUCCGAGCUUCUCAAAACUUCCUCUUUUACAGAAGCUGUCACUGGCAAAUAACUCAUUGAUCGGUUCCGUUCCGUCAAUCAUUUGGCAGAACAGGACACUAAAUGCAUCUCAGAGGCUCCUUCUGGAUUUCGACAACAAUAAACUUUCAAAUAUUUCUGGCAGUCUCUUCAUCCAUCCUAACAUCACCAUCGGGCUUCGCGGAAAUCCCGUUUGCUCAAACGGGAAACUAGUUCAUCUAUGUGCACCUCACGGACAAGAUUUCAGUGAUACCUUAAACACUACAAAAAACCUUAACGAUUGUCUCACUCAGUCGUGCCCACUUCCUUACGAGUAUGCUCCAUCGUCUCCUUCAAUCCGUUGCUUUUGUGCUGCUGCACUGUACGUCGGAUACCGUUUAAAGAGUCCUGGAUUCUCCGAUUUUCUUCCGUACUACGAUCCAUUCAAAGAGCACCUAACUUCUGGACUCAGUUUGAAUCUUUAUCAGCUUCGCAUCGAUUCUGCCAUGUGGCAAAACGGGCCCCGCCUUAGAUUACACCUCGAGAUUUUUCCAAUGUACGUAAAUGACAGCGUAAGGAUAUUUAAUAAGAGUGAGGUUUUGAGAAUUCGGGGAUUGUUUAGUGGAUGGAGGAUUCGUGACAGCCAAGUUUUCGGACCGUUCGAGCUUCUCAAUUUCACACUUUCCGAUGCUUACAGAGAUGAAUUUCCGCCGCCUUCUUCCGGUAUAAGCAAGGGAGCACUAGUGGGAACUAUACUUGGAACAAUAGCUGCAACGGUCACUUUAUCGGGAUUUGUGUCGCUUCUUAUUUUGAGACUGUACAUUCGAAAAAAUCACCCGUCGUCAAAGAGAAAUCCAUCAUCUAGAAUCUCGCUCAAAAUUGACGGUACGAAAGAUUUCACUUAUGCUGAAAUGGCACUGGCAACAAAUAAUUUCAACGCCUCGAGCAUGGUUGGUCGAGGAGGUUACGGAAAUGUUUAUAAAGGUGUUCUGAAAGACGGAACAUUUGUGGCUGUAAAACGUGCUCAAGAGGGAUCAUUUCAGGGCGAAUGCGAAUUUCUUACGGAAAUUGAAUUGUUAUCGAGAUUGCAUCACAGAAAUUUGGUGUCUUUGAUCGGAUAUUGUGAUGAAGAAGGCGAACAGAUGUUGAUUUACGAAUUCAUGUCUAAUGGCACGUUGCGGGAUCACCUAUCGGGUGAGAAUAAAGUGGCUCUGGAUUUUUCGACGAGAGUAAGAAUAGCAUUAGGUGCAGCCAGAGGCAUAUACUACCUUCACGCAGAAGCAAAUCCACCGAUAUUUCAUCGAGAUAUUAAAGCUACAAAUAUAUUAUUAGAUUCUAAAUUAACCGCCAAAGUUGCUGAUUUUGGACUGUCGCGAUUAGCUACAAUGCCUGAGCUUGAAGGAGCUGUGCCUGGUCACGUAUCUACCGUAGUCAAGGGGACCCCGGGAUACCUUGAUCCGGAGUAUUUCCUAACUCGUAAGUUGACGGAUAAAAGUGACGUUUAUAGCCUUGGGGUUGUGUUCUUGGAGCUGUUAACUGGAUUGCACCCUAUUUUUCGUGGCAAAAAUAUCGUCCGGGAGGUCAACACAGCUUAUCGUUUGGGCAUGAUAUUCUCUAUCAUAGACGAUAAAAUGGGGUCUUAUCCUUCGGAAUGUGUGGGGAGAUUUUUAACUCUGGCGCUCAAAUGCUGCAAAAACGAGACGGAAGAAAGGCCUUCGAUGGCGAAAGUUGUAAGAGAACUCGAGAACAUAUGGCUGAUGAUGCAAGAAGAUACCCCCGAUAAUAAUACUAAUGUAACCACUGAAACAUCGUCCUUUUUGAGCGAGGUGGGCCCGCCCUACUCUUCCUCUUCUUCUUCGUCGUCGUCUUUUAUGUCGAGCCUCAGAUCGACGACUCCUUUUCAUUCCCAAGAUGUUUCUAGAAGCAGUUUAUCGGGAUCGCGAUCGCGAUUGUGAUACCCGUCGUCUCGUUAUAUAUUCUUUUAAUUAGUAAAUUAAUUCAUAGUUGUUGAUGGAAAGAAGUGAUGGAUUUGCAGAUCAAAUUAUAAUUCCUUGUGUAUAUAUUAUUAUUUUUACAAUAUAGUACAAUGUUUUUUGGUUCAUAUACAUUACUUUGCAUAAAUAUAAAUCCAAUGAUUUG
Molecule: messenger RNA, 3853 nt
Organism: Erythranthe guttata (spotted monkey flower)
Lineage: Eukaryota; Viridiplantae; Streptophyta; Magnoliopsida; Lamiales; Phrymaceae
Product: putative LRR receptor-like serine/threonine-protein kinase At1g06840
Biological process (GO): protein phosphorylation
Molecular function (GO): protein binding; protein kinase activity; ATP binding
Source: RefSeq, a predicted model, not a curated record